AUGGCACUCACGAAACCGAUCUUUUAUUUCUCCGAGGGCAAAAACGUAAUUUUCAGCUCAUCGGUGGUGGCUAUCGAGAUCGGGAUCUCCUUAGUCACCGAGAAAUCGUCGGCAUACCAGGUGGUGAGUGUUCCCGGCGGUCUCCGAUCGGGAAAACGUAGUGCGCGGGCCGAUCGAAGGCUCCCACAGUGGCUUAGAGUGGGAAAGACGGUAACUGAGCUGGAUCAGAGCUCUCGAUCGUUAUCGUCCGCCGUCGAGGUGAGAAAUCCGAAAGUCGCGCCUGCGAACGCCCGGCGAUCUAAGUCCCGCGUCACGGCGGCGCGUGAAUCUCAGUUGACGAGCUGGUUGUCGGUCGGGGAAAAGGCGGACGCGGAUGAGAGGAGGGAGAUGAGGAGAGGGAGAGGGUUUUCGUCGUCGCCAUUGGCAGCGAGCUUCGAUGGUUUUCUGAAAAUGUCGCUGUUAGACACCACUUUUGUGAACAACGAGCUGUCCAAGAGAACAUGGGUUUUUGGGCUCCAUUUGUACAGGGUGAUCGGAAUAGCCGUCGGAGUGGUUAUUGUACUCAUACUCUUCCUCAUUUCCCUCUGCAUCACCGCCUAUCGCCGCCGCAGCGGCAGCGGAAAGGGCGGACGUCGCCGUCCGGCUAGCGAGAUUAUUCCAGUCGUCUCGAAGGAGAUCCAGGAGAUCACUACAACGGCGGCCGCUGCCGCUGAACAACGCCCCAUUGCGCCCAUGGCUGUGCCUGAAAUACAGAUAGAUAUGGGAAAGGUAGCACACAGGGUAGUGUUUUCUGAUCGGGCAACGUCUAGCGGCGAGAGCAAGGCCACUAGUGGGCCCGACACUGGCUCAUUUGGUGGCGGUGGUGGCAGUGGUGGUUCGUUACCUGAGGUGUCUCAUUUGGGGUGGGGAAGGUGGUACACUCUGAGGGAGCUUGAAGCGGCCUCGAAUGGCUUGUCUGAUGAGAAUGUAAUUGGCGAGGGUGGAUAUGGUAUUGUGUAUUAUGGAGUUUUGGCUGAUAAUACUCGAAUCGCGAUAAAGAAUUUGUUGAACAAUAGGGGCCAAGCUGAAAAGGAGUUUAGAGUGGAGGUUGAGGCAAUUGGACGCGUUAGACACAAAAAUCUCGUUAGGUUGCUGGGGUACUGUGUCGAAGGUGCUUACAGGAUGCUUGUAUAUGAAUAUGUUGACAAUGGGAAUUUGGAUCAGUGGCUUCAUGGGGAUGUAGGCCAAGUUAGCCCUUUGACGUGGGAAAUUCGGAUGAAUAUUAUUUUAGGAACUGCAAAAGGCUUGGCUUAUCUUCACGAGGGUCUCGAACCAAAGGUUGUUCAUCGAGACAUCAAGACCAGCAACAUACUGCUCGACAGAAACUGGCAUCCUAAGCUGUCUGAUUUCGGGCUCGCCAAACUUUUGAAUUCCGAGAUAUCUUAUGUGACGACACGAGUUAUGGGAACAUUCGGUUAUGUUGCGCCAGAAUACGCAUGCACUGGUAUGCUAAACGAGAAGAGUGACAUUUACAGCUUCGGAAUAUUAAUUAUGGAGAUUAUUACAGGAAGAUCACCAGUCGAUUAUAGUCGGCCACCUGGAGAGGUUAAUCUGGUCGACUGGCUUAAAAUGAUGGUUGCGAACAGGAAAACCGAAGAGGUUAUCGACCCUAAGCUGCCCGAACUGCCCGCCUCGAAAGCACUAAAACGCGUCAUCUUAGUGGCCCUUAGAUGUGUCGACCCAGAUGCUCUAAAGAGACCCAAAAUGGGCCAUAUUAUACACAUGCUGGAGUCCGAGGACUUGCAAUCUCGCGAAGAAAGAAGAUCAGGUCGUGAACCAUCGAGUUCGUUGAGAGAAGUUGAUAAUCACUCGGGUCGAAGUUUUGAAAAAAUAACAAAAAUGAGUCGUGCUCAAGAACCACCACACAGGCCCUUUCUCCCUUUCGGAAACCCUUUUCGCAUGCUAUCUCCAAAGGGGUCCCAUCUCUCUCCCAAGCUCCUCUCUUUACUGAACACUUUCGAGGAGACUCUUGCAGGCCGAAUCAAGAAGCUUAUGCCCGCAAGCAAGGAGGAUGUUCUCCGUUUAUCCUGGAUGAGGUGUGCUGUCGAGUCCCUUUGCGAGAUCCACACAGAUGUCAAAACCCUUAUCACGGCCCUCGAGCUUCCCAUUUGCGACUGGGAAGACAAAUGGGUCGACGUCUAUUUGGACAACAGCGUGAAACUGCUCGACAUAUGCAUUGCUUUCACCUCCGAGAUAUCUCGUCUCAAGCAAGGCCAUCUCUACCUCCAAUGCGUGUCCCAUAACCUGAUGAGUAAUGAUGAUGCCUCCCCACAGCAGUUCUUGCAGGCCCACUCGUCUCUAAAUGGUUGGAAAAAGCACGUCGGCUUGAAAAACGCGAGGCUCGACAAGUGCUUUGCCAUGAUGGAUGGACUCGCCCAGAAGUUGGACUUGCCGAAGAUCAAAAACUCGGCUAAGGGGAAAAUUCUGAUGCGGGCAAUGUACGGGGUUAAGGCGGUGACCCUUCUGAUUUGCAGCAUAUUUGCUGCAGCCUUCUCGGGCUCAGCAAAGAAGCUGAUGGACUUGAAGAUAACUGAGUCGUUUUUCUGGGCGGAGGCUUUUGCUGAGCUCCAGGCUUUUGUAAAUACCGAGAUUCGGAGCUUGUAUUCGAGCGGGAGGGUCACGGUGCUCAAAGAGCUUGAAUCUGUCAAUCAUAAUGUGAAUAAAUUGUAUCCUGUCGUUGGGGAAGGUUUAGUGGCCGUUGAGACUGAGAAAUUGUCUGAAUUGACGUGCGAUUUGAGGAAAUCGGCCGAGAAUCUUUCGGUUGGACUGGAUUUGCUUGGUAAGGAAGUAGAUGGGUUUUUCCAGAUUGUCCUAACGGGUCGUGAUGCGUUGCUUUCUAACCUUAGAGUAGGAGCUGGUGUUUCUGAUAGUGGAAGGAGUAACAACAGUAACAAAGUUGGAGGUUUUUCGUCUCUUGUCUUGUUCGAUAUGUCUGUGGAGUCGAGUUCAGGUGAUCAUGGCGGGCAUAAUAUCAAGGGGGUCCCCACUCAUGGUGGGAGAUAUGUUCAGUACAAUGUGUACGGAAAUUUGUUUGAGGUUUCAAGAAAGUACGUCCCGCUGAGGCCCGUGGGACGCGGGGCUUAUGGUAUUGUUUGUGCCGCUGUAAACUCGGAGACACGUGAAGAAGUUGCUAUUAAGAAGAUUGGGAAUGCGUUUGACAACAGAAUUGAUGCAAAGAGAACAUUGAGGGAAAUUAAACUUCUACGUCACAUGGAUCAUGAUAAUGUGAUUGCAAUUAAAGACAUUAUACGCCCCCCACUAAAAGAAAACUUUAAUGAUGUCUACAUUGUGUAUGAACUUAUGGACACUGAUCUUCAUCAGAUUAUCCAGUCAACCCAACCAUUGACCGAUGACCAUUGUCGGUACUUUCUUUACCAAAUCCUUCGAGGGCUCAAAUACGUUCACUCAGCACACGUCUUGCACCGUGACCUAAAACCGAGCAAUUUACUACUUAAUGCUAAUUGUGAUCUGAAAAUCGGGGAUUUUGGGCUAGCCAGGACAACAUCGGAAACUGAUUUCAUGACUGAAUAUGUUGUCACUCGCUGGUAUCGAGCACCUGAACUGCUCCUAAAUUGUUCAGAAUACACUGCUGCUAUUGAUAUAUGGUCUGUGGGUUGCAUACUCGGUGAAAUCAUGACAAGAAAACCUCUUUUUCCUGGCAAAGAUUAUGUUCAUCAGCUAAGACUUAUAACUGAGCUUAUAGGCUCUCCAGAUGAUGCAAGUCUCGGUUUCCUUCGAAGUGACAAUGCUCGAAGGUACGUUAGGCAGCUGCCUCAGUAUCCUAGGCAACAAUUUGCUGCUCGAUUUCCCAACACUUCUGCUGGAGCUUUGGAUUUAUUAGAGAAAAUGCUUGUUUUCGACCCAAGCAGGCGUAUUACUGUUGAUGUGGCUCUGUGUCAUCCAUACUUGGCUCCUCUUCACGACAUAAAUGACGAGCCAGUUUGCCCUCGACCUUUUGUUUUCGAUUUUGAGCAGCCAUCAUUUACUGAGGAGAAUAUCAAGGAGCUCAUAUGGAGGGAAUCCGUUAAAUUCAACCCUGACCCGUCUCACUGAGAAGGCUCAUACAAUUGUAAUACGCUGAUAUUGAGACUCUUUCGAAUACAUCUGUUUAAAAAACUCUGUAAUGACACUCUUUCGACAUCUGUUGAGAAACUCUUUAAUGAGGAUCGGUUUUAAUAGCAGUCCCCCUAAAAGAAAUGAAAUAAUUUGCAGUGUGGAGUUCUUCGGACGUUUUAUAGCUGCAAUAUUAUGGAUUCUUAUUUUGGGUCUUGUUAGUUGUUACAUUUUGCAGUGGUGAACAGUAUUGUAUAAAAGAGUUUGAAGUAAUAUUUGCUCUGAAGAAGGAUAUUACUAUGUGUUAGUUUGAUUGAAGGGUGUUGGUUGUUCAUUAAAUAAUGGGUGCCUUUGGA
Striga asiatica is the source of this 4448-nucleotide messenger RNA. The record is from the annotation of a GenBank genome assembly. NCBI's taxonomy places the organism in Eukaryota, Viridiplantae, Streptophyta, Magnoliopsida, Lamiales, Orobanchaceae.